GACAUGAGAAUCAAGUUUGAGAUCAACGACUGGGACCUCAACAACGAGUUCAACCCAUCGCGAGCUUUUCAACGCACCAAACGGUCCAAAGAUUACGAUACUUAUGGUGUUUUUGCGGAGGACGACAAUGAAGAGCAGAUGGACACCACUGUCAAUGAGAAGUCAUUCAAAAAGAAGACAAUUAACUUCAUUAGCGGUGGUAUUAAAGGGGAAUCCGAUGCGACUAAAGCCGAAGACAGUGACGAGAGAGCCGAGGGUUUUGUGUCCACCAAAAGAAGCACAACAUCUGGUCGAGAGACCAAUUGGAAGAGUCGGAAGAAUAGGAGCGAAGUGUUUGCGGGGAUGCGAAGGGCCGGCACUUAUGGGACGGACGAGGAGUUCGGUCAGUGGGAGUCCUACACGAAAGGGAUCGGCGCUAAGUUGCUGUCGAAGAUGGGCUACGAACCGGGCAAAGGUUUGGGCAAAAAUCUUCAGGGAAUCACUGCUCCCAUCGAAGCCAAGAAGAGGCCCGGCUUUGGAGCCAUCGGUCGGUACGGAUCCGAAAGCGCGCGCAAAGGCAUCGAUAUCGAGGAGGCGCUCGAAGACAAGCAAACACUGAAAUUGAAGAGUGAAAGAAGUGAAAGACUUAAAGCGGAUAAAGGCGUCAAAAGAAUUAUUAAAUCCGUCGAUCAGAUGAUAACAGAGCAGAUCACCAGACCAUUGGAUGACAGCGAAACCAAUUCGAUGAAAGUGAUUGACAUGACUGGACCCGAACAGCGCAUUCUCGCCGGUUAUCACGAAAUCGGAAGUAAGGGUUUUGGUAGACAUGAAGACGAGGACGAGGAUGAAGAGCGCAAUGAUCUGAUGGACACCACAGAGAAUGAGAUCCGAGAGUUGACUAAUAAAAUAAGGAGAGAAUCGAAUCGCUUGCAGACCAUUGAGGAAGAGAUAAGUCGAUUGGAAGCCGAAAACAGAGAGAAAGACAAUCGGAUCAGUAAUUAUGAGACAAUUUUGAAUCAAAUGUUGGAUUUGAGUAAAAAACAGUCCGAAAAGGAGUUGACAAUCGAUGAAAUGCUUGAAAGUUAUGAUGGAAUCAGAAGUGAAUUUCCCGAAGAAUUCUAUUCCCUUCGAUACUAUGAAGCGCUGAUUCCAAUGGCUUUUCCACUCAUUCGAUGCAUUCUUCACGAUUGGAAUCCAUUAAAAGAUUGCGAAUCAAUGAAAGAGUUAUUCAUAAAAUUGAAGACAAUUAUCGGCAGCGGUGAUGACGGCAUAUAUGAGAUGAUUGUGUGGGACGUAUGGAUGCCUGUCGUGAGGAGACAUAUCUGUUCAUGGCCUUCCAUUAGACAAUGCGAUGAAGUUAUUGCUUUGUUGGAGUCGUGGCGACCACUUCUGCCUCAUUGGCUCUUCGAUAAUAUCAUCGAACAAAUCAUUUUACCUCUUCUUCAAAAGGAAAUAGAAGAAUGGAAUCCACUCACAGAUACCGUUCCCAUACAUUCGUGGUUACAUCCAUGGCUUCCUCUGCUGGUGGACCGAUCACUGGAACACUUGUAUGACCCGAUCCGCCACAAGUUGUCCAACGCCUUAACCAAUUGGCAUCCAAGCGAUGGGUCGGCAAAACUGAUAUUAGAGCCGUGGAAAGGGGUGUUCAGUGCCGGUGCGAUGGAAGCCUUUCUUAAUAUAAACAUCGUUCCGAAGUUGGAGAUAGCGUUGCAAUCACUGAUCAUUAAUCCACACCAACAAUGUCUGGAUGUGUGGCAUUGGGUGAUGUCUUGGCAGGAGAUGCUGUCCACUACAGUGAUGGCAUCCAUGUUGGAAAAGAACUUCUUCCCGCGUUGGCUCAAUGUCUUAUAUAAUUGGCUCUCAAAUGGAUCCAAUUUGGAUGAAGUGAGCAAAUGGUAUUCCGGUUGGAAAUCAAUGCUAUCGUCACCACUUCUGGACCACCCGUCCAUUAAAGACGGUCUGAAACGAGCGCUCGAUAUAAUGAGUGCCUUCUCUUCUAACAGCAACGUUCCCGUCCAACCCUUCCAUGCAUUCUAUGCCCCCAUUCGACCGCAACACAUGACUCCCAACGCCUCGGUUUCAGCCAAAGACACCAUUUCCGAGGUUUCCAUUAAUUUUAAGCAAUUAGUCGAACGCCGAGCAGAAGAGAAGGGAAUCCUAUUUAUUCCGAUUGCAAACCGUUUCCAUGAGGGGAAGCAAGUGUUCAAAUUAGGCAAACAAUUGGUUCACAUCGACAGACAGGUGUUAUUCACACUAAACAACAACAAAUGGACCCCAACUUCAUUGCAAGCACUCAUUGAUUCUGAGAGUUAA
Messenger RNA from Oppiella nova, 2292 nucleotides. NCBI's taxonomy places the organism in Eukaryota, Metazoa, Arthropoda, Arachnida, Sarcoptiformes, Oppiidae. The record is from the annotation of a GenBank genome assembly.